AUGGCACCUCAGUUGGAACCGUUCUUCAAGCAGGUGGACAACUCCAAAGACGCAUUUAUCGACCGUCUGCGGAAAGCUGUUGCAAUCCCAUCGAUUUCUGCGCAAGAUGAGUGCCGCAAAGAUGUCGUCCGAAUGGCCCAAUUUCUGGCCAGUGAACUUGAGGCCCUUGGUGCUGAAGUGCACCAGAGACCGCUAGGUAAACAGCCUGGCAAGGAACAUCUCGAUCUCCCUCCUGUCGUUAUUGCACGAUACGGAAAUGACAAGAAUAAGCGUACGAUCUUGGUCUACGGCCACUAUGACGUGCAGCCCGCCCUGAAGGAGGAUGGCUGGGCUACUGAGCCAUUCGAGCUGACUAUCGAUGAGAAGGAUCGGAUGUACGGCCGUGGAUCUACGGAUGACAAGGGGCCUGUUCUCGGCUGGUUGAAUGUUAUCGAAGCUCACCAAAAGGCUGGCGUAGAGUUCCCUGUGAACUUGUUGUGCUGUUUUGAGGGAAUGGAGGAGUACGGCUCCGAAGGUCUCGAUGAAUUCAUCCAAGCAGAGGCUAAGGGGUUCUUCAAAGAUGCGGACGCUGUCUGUAUCUCUGAUAACUAUUGGCUUGGCACAGAAAAGCCAUGUCUCACUUAUGGCCUUCGCGGCUGCAAUUAUUACUCUAUCAGUGUCUCGGGCCCUGCCCAGGAUCUUCACAGCGGUGUCUUCGGUGGCUCCGCACAUGAGCCUAUGACAGAUCUGGUCAAUGUUCUGUCGAAGCUGGUCGAUGCUCAGGGAAACAUUCUAAUUCCUGGCAUCAUGGAUCUCGUUGAGCCCGUUACUGAGGAGGAGAAGUCCCUUUAUGGCAAUAUCAGCUACACCAUGGAGAACCUGCACGAGUCACUGGGCACCAAGGUGAUUGGUAAAUUCUCCAUCCGAACCGUACCCAACAUGGAGAGCCCGGAUGUGAACAAGCUGGUCUUUGACUAUGUCAAGGCCGAGUUUGCCAAGCUCAACAGCAAAAACAAAUUAGAUGUUUGGCUGCAACAUGACGGAAAAUGGUGGGUUGCCAGCCCGAAGCACUGGAACUUUUCCGCCGCUAGCAAGGCUGUGGAGCAGGUCUUUGGCGUGGCUCCUGAUUUCACCCGCGAAGGUGGAAGCAAGCCACUGGAAAGAAUGUUCUCCUUCUCCCCUAUGGGAAGUUCGACCGAUGCUGCCCACUCUGUCAACGAGAAGUUGGACAAGAGAAACUAUAUCGAAGGUACCAAACUUUUGGGAGCUUAUCUCCACUACGUGGCGGAGGAACCGAUUGCAAGCUAG
Messenger RNA from Penicillium chermesinum, 1287 nucleotides. Its product is annotated as M20 family dipeptidase. NCBI's taxonomy places the organism in Eukaryota, Fungi, Ascomycota, Eurotiomycetes, Eurotiales, Aspergillaceae. The record is from RefSeq and is a predicted model, not a curated record. Gene Ontology annotation, biological process: proteolysis. Gene Ontology annotation, molecular function: peptidase activity. The transcript is spliced from 6 exons. The coding region runs from base 1 to 1287 and encodes 428 amino acids.